GCGGAGUCCAGCCAUGGUCCCCACUGACGUGCGCCCCCUGCCCUGUCUCUUCCAGCUGGUGCAGUUCCCCGAAGUGAAGGGUGCGUCCCACCCACCUGCCAGCGCCAUGGACGUGUUCAACCGGAACAUUGACUUCAACGCGCUCUUCAAGUUUUCCCACAUCUCUGCCUCCACCCAGCAGCACCUGAAGAGGGUCUAUGCCAGCUUUGCUCUCUGCAUGUUUGUGGCAGCGACCGGAGCCUACAUCAAUGUGGUGACCCAUCUGCUCCGGUUCAGCCUGCUCUCGGGCCUGGGCUCCCUGGCACUGCUGAUCUGGCUGAUGGCCACGCCCCACAGCAGGGAGACGGAGCAGAAGAGGCUGGGGAUUCUGGCUGGCUUUGCCUUCCUGACGGGAGCCAACCUAUGUCCUCUCCUGGAAAUGUGCAUCGUCAUCAACCCCAGCAUCAUCCCCACCGCCUUUCUGGGCACCGCUGUGAUCUUCAGCUGUUUCUCACUGAGCGCCCUCUACGCCAGGCGUCGCAGCUUCCUGUACCUGGGGGGCUUCCUGCUCUCUGGCCUCUUCCUAAUGCUGCUCUUCUCCUUGAUCAACGUCUUCGUGGGGUCCACUUGGCUGUUCACAGCUAACCUGUACCUCGGGCUGAUGGUCAUGUGUGGGUUCGUCCUCUUCGACACCCAGCUCAUCAUUGAGAAGGCGGAGAGCGGGGACAAGGAUUACAUCUGGCACUGUGUGGAUCUCUUCCUGGAUUUCAUCAACAUCUUUCGGGAGCUCAUGAUGCUGCUGGGGAUGAACGAGAACAAGAAGAAGAAGGAGAAGUGAAGCGACGCCAGGUGCCGGUUGGGUGGAGCCCCCAUCCCCCUCAUCCCCUGCCCCUGACCCAUUAAAGGGGCUGCGCUCUGCCAGCCACAGGCAGCCACUCGCUUUCCUAUUUUGUGGGUUGUUUUCUCUUGUUUGAGCUUUUUUUUUAAUUAGAAACCAGCUGAUUAGCAGCUCCUCCUCCUGGAGUUUGGUUUCCUCUUCCUGCCCCCCCCGCUUGCUCCUGGGGAGGCCUGGGCCAGCCACAUGCAGGCACCCCCCGCCCCCCAGCUCCACGGGCUGAAUCUUUCCAGGGGUUGGGGCCUUCCAAGGCGUCUCACCCCAGUAGUGAGAGCAGGGCCAGGGGCCUGGCUGUACAGCGCUCUGCCUAGAGCUGCCACCCCCAGAUCCUAAGAGCCCAGACGCCUCCAUCUUGCAGCAGCCCUGCUGCCCCCCCCCCCGGCCUUUCAUUCAGCCACGGCCAGAGUGUCUGGCGGGUUCGCCCUGGUCCUAGCCCGCAGUGGGCCCCUGUUCCCGGGAGCUGCAUGCCCAGCAACGUCUGGAUCCGCUUUGGUUCCAGCUCCGGGGGAUGGGGGGCUUUGGCUGGCCCUGCCAGGGGCUCCCCUCCCGUUUGUAUAACGAGUCCCCCCCGGCUGUCCCUGCCCCAGCAGAGAGAUUGCUCACCUCCCCCACGUGGGACCAGCCAGGCAGCAGGCCGAGGAGCUCCCCGGCUAGGCUCCGUCUGGAACACGGCCCGUCCGCGGGGCUCUCAUGUAACAUCCCCUGGUCUCCAGCGCCUCGCUCUGCAAUGGACGGUCUCCCCUCUCCCUGUCACGAGGCUACUGAUUCAUCCCCCAGCUGGGAACCCCAGAUGUUUUUCUGAAGCUCCAUGUUUCUCCUUGGCUGACGGGCCCUUUUCCUCUCCCCUGAGGCCAAACUCCACCUCUGCUUGCUCGGGAUAAAGGAGUCGCGCGCGCUCGCUCGCUCUAGAACCAGUGCCAAGAAUCACAAUGUAAGAAAUAAUCUACUUUUAAAGAGACGUCUAACAGGUUUUAAUACCGUAACAAGUGUAAUUAUUUUCUGUUUCAUCAGUUGACAGCCCUGGCUGCGUUAUAUAACUCAUACUGUGAAGACAAAGGUGUUUUGAUUCAGAAAUAUGAAAUCUCCAUAGUCUUACUUUGUACAAAAAAAUAAAUAAAAGUCCUCAAACUUUAACCUUUA
Messenger RNA from Chrysemys picta bellii (western painted turtle), 2014 nucleotides. NCBI's taxonomy places the organism in Eukaryota, Metazoa, Chordata, Testudines, Emydidae. The record is from RefSeq and is a predicted model, not a curated record.